GCGUUAAAAUGUCUCUUUCCGCGGUUGUUUGUGAAACCUAUUACGAUGAAAAUACAAAAACCUGGUAUGGUCCCAAACAAAAGGACUUUUACGGAACUGAUAUGACUUUGGGUGAUGCGAUUAUUUCUGUAUUACAUCAAAACCGCAAAAAGGUAUUACAAUAUGUAGACAACACUGGGGAAAAGCUGACGGGAGAGGAGUUGCUGAGAAAUGCUUUAAGCAUUUGUAAAACAUUUGUAAAAUUGGGUGCUCAGCCGAGAGAUGUUAUGGGUUUAUAUGCCUCAAAUUCUCAUUAUUUGUCAUCGAUUGUUUUGGCAGUUUGGUUAAGCGGUGCAGCUAUAAAUGCCGUUUAUGAUUUAUUUGAUCAAGCCGAAUUGGAAGUUAUUUAUAAAGUAACACGUCCUAAAUUUAUUUUCUGUGAUGUGGCCAAUUAUCAGGCAGCCGUUAAUGUUAAUGAACAUUUAAACUUAAAUGCUCGCAUUUAUGUUGUUAAUGGUGAAGUGGCAAAUCUGCCCAAUGUUAACGAUUUAUUGGGCCAUUACAGUCAUGAAGAAUUGGAAGAAUUUGUACCACCCUGCUCGAAUAUCGAUGGUGAUUAUAAUGCGGCAAUUACUUGUUCCUCUGGUACUACAGGUCCUCCUAAAGGUGUCUGCAUGUCCCAUAAGGCGAUAUUGAAUCAAAAAAUACACCACACCCUCUGUAACGACUCGGUUGCCUUCUCCUUCAGCUCACUCUAUUGGGUUUCUGGUUUAUGGACUUUGAAGGAGUCACUUUUACGUGGUUGCUUGCGUAUCGUAACGACCAAACCCUUUACACCCGAAUACUGCAUGGAUUUGGUAAAGCGUCACAGAUUACCCAUAUGUAGCAGUUCCGUGCAUAUGACUGAAGUCGCACUUUUAAAUAAACCAGAAUGGAAGGAUUGCAUGAAGUCCAUAGAUACCCUGAUCUGUGGUGGAGCAAAAGUACCUAAAGUUACCUAUGAAACUAUAAUAACUCUUUUAUAUGAUAACACAAAAAAACCUGGAUUUGUGGUGGUCUAUGGUAUGACCGAAUUAUCUGCUUUGCUCACAAAUAACUAUGUUUCAUUGGGUCGUGGUCUUAAUGGUUCCGAUGGCAAACUAUUACCCAAUAAGAUAGUACAAAUUCUAGAUAAAGAUGGCAAGGCAUUAGGCAUUAAUGAGCAUGGUGAAAUACAUAUAAAAUUCCGUUACAAUUGGUCGGGUUAUAUGAAUAACCAGUUAGCCUAUGAAAAGGUUUUCAAGGAUCAAUGGUUUGCAACGGGUGAUGUGGGCUAUUUCGAUGAACAGGGCUUUUUACAUAUUUGUGCACGCGAUCAGGAUGUCUAUAAGUCCUUUAAUAUACACAUUUAUCCUGAGAAGAUUGAAAAUGUUAUCUUAAGAAUUCCCGGUGUAAAAGAGGUCUGUGUCUUUGGUGUUCCCCAUCUGGUAUAUACCAAUGUCUCUGCCUGUGCCGUGGUACGUGCUAAAACUCCUGAGGGUGAAUUGUUAACUGAAGAUUUGAUUAAGAAGGUGGUGAGUGAGGAACUGCAAAAAUAUUAUCAUUUGUGUGGUGGUGUUUAUUUCUUUGAUACUCUACCAAAAACGGGCUCCGAUAAAAUUAAGAGAAGUCAUAUACGUGAUCUUGUUAUUAAAAAUAUGAAUAUUGAUUUUGUUUAAAAUUGUAUUAUUUUUUUCUUGAUUAUGGUACUUUUAUUUUAAAAAGUGUUAUGUAU
Lucilia cuprina (Australian sheep blowfly) is the source of this 1732-nucleotide messenger RNA. RefSeq names its product luciferin 4-monooxygenase-like. The record is from RefSeq and is a predicted model, not a curated record. Gene Ontology annotation, molecular function: long-chain fatty acid-CoA ligase activity. Lineage: Eukaryota; Metazoa; Arthropoda; Insecta; Diptera; Calliphoridae. Gene Ontology annotation, biological process: long-chain fatty acid metabolic process; fatty-acyl-CoA biosynthetic process.